Messenger RNA from Capsicum annuum, 1274 nucleotides. RefSeq names its product MADS-box protein 04g005320. The record is from RefSeq and is a predicted model, not a curated record. Gene Ontology annotation, molecular function: protein dimerization activity; RNA polymerase II cis-regulatory region sequence-specific DNA binding; DNA-binding transcription factor activity, RNA polymerase II-specific. Gene Ontology annotation, cellular component: nucleus. Gene Ontology annotation, biological process: positive regulation of transcription by RNA polymerase II. NCBI's taxonomy places the organism in Eukaryota, Viridiplantae, Streptophyta, Magnoliopsida, Solanales, Solanaceae.
AUGAGGAAACCCAAGACCCCAUGACCCCACGUAGCUAUUUAUUGCCCUAUCAACAAAAAAGACAGACAGAAAGAAAGAAGAAAGCAAGAAGAACCAAAGCCUUAACUGCACUAUCUAUAUCCUACAUAGGCUUCUAACUGUGAAAAAAAAAAAAAGAUAAACACACACACUUGUUAUUGAAAAUUUUGAGAUUUGAAAGAGUACUUUUUUUAAAUUUUACAGAUAUUAUAAUGGGAAGAGGGAAGGUAGAAUUGAAGAGAAUAGAAAACAAGAUAAACAGGCAAGUGACCUUUGCAAAGAGAAGAAAUGGACUGCUCAAAAAGGCCUAUGAGCUUUCUGUUCUUUGUGAAGCUCAAGUUGCUCUUAUCAUUUUCUCUAACCGUGGCAAGCUCUUUGAAUUCUGCAGCACCUCUAGUAUGUCCGAGAUACUAGAGAGAUACCAUAGAUGCAGUUAUGGUGAUCUUGAAGCUGGCUUGUCUUCAAAGGAUUCACAGAAUAGCUACCAGGAGUAUAUAAAGCUGAAAGCAAGAGUUGAAGUGCUACAACAAUCUCAAAGGCAUAUACUUGGAGAGGACCUGGGACAAUUAAACAAAAAAGAUCUGGCACUGCUUGAGCGUCAGCUGGAUUCAUCUUUGAGGCAAAUAAGGUCAAAAAGGACACAAAACAUGCUUGAUCAACUUACUGACCUUCAACAAAAGGAACAAUCUCUUCUUGAAAUCAACAGAUCCUUAAAGUUAAAGUUGGAAGAAAACUUUAGAUAUAUGCAGUUGAGACACCAACCUGUACAGUCAGGCGGGUUCUUUCAGCCUCUACAGUGCAAUAAUAAUACAGUCCCAAACAGGAACAAUCUGGGCCCAUCGAAUAAUAUAGAACCAUCAGCACAGAAUGCUACUGGAAUUUUACCUGGAUGGAUGCUUUGAAGGGGGGCGGGGGGCUUAUGAAAAAAAACAAGUUCUCUUACCUUUUGCAUGCAAUUAAGGUGAUGCAGUUUGAGACUCGAGAAAACUAUUAAGUUGUAUAAUGUCUCUCAUACAUACAAGUUGAGUUUUCCCAGUUUCAAAGAAUAACUAGUUUUGAAUGUAAUAAGUCAAAAUACAUCUAUUUUAAGUUAAACUCACCUUCCAUCCUAGCUCCUUGUUUAAGUACUUAAGUUCUUACGGAAUUAACGUAAGUAGGUGCCCCUUAUUUGGCCAUGGUGGUUUGAACCAUCCAAAUGGUGGAAAGACAUCUUUUUUAUUACUAUUUUGAUUCAAGGAGUAUCCAUGUGAAACCAC